ACAUAACUCCCCGAUCAGACACAAAAACACACACAAUUUUCUCGUCAUUUUAUCUGAAAACAAUCAAAAAAUCGUAAGCGAGCGCCGCCAAAGAACGCCAAAUGCCCAGCAGGCUAAUACGGUAGCGCGAUACUCCAUAGACAAUCCUAUAUAUAUACAAGUAUAUAUAUAUAGUUAAUAUAUCCAACGUUUUCGUGUUUAGUUAUAUCUAAUAUCCUAUUUUGAUAGUGGAAAUAAAAACAGAAAAAAUUGAGCCGCUCGAUCCAAAAGUGCGUGAGUGCAAGUGAAACGGUUAAAUUAUAGUUCCGAGACAGUUGUUACACAAUAGCAAUACGGGAAGUAGAAGAAAAGGAAGAGAAGUGAAGACAACAACAAAUCAGUGCAUUAUCAACAUAAAGACCGAGAAAUUGCUGCCACCCAAGGAGGAGGAGGAGAACUACGAGAACUGUUCGAUCUAUAGCUUACACCUAAAAAAGCAUUUGCCAACGAUUGGUUCUUUGUUUCGUUAACGGUCGGUGCCCGUUGAAUAUCGGCCUGGGCAUUUAAGAGCUUAAUAUUGCAUUGGUUCUAGGUUUAAGUUUCUUGUGUUUAUUUCGUUUGGUUUUAAACUUUCUCGGACAAGUUAAAGGCUCACAUCAUAGUCGGAACAUACUAACAAACGGUCACAAUAAAAAAAAAUUGGGUGGCUGGGCCACAUACUGCCCCGAUUGCCGCAGCUGUCUCUGUCGGUUGUCAGUUGUCGGCUGCCAUUGCUGCUGUCGACCUCGCCGACACAUAGAAAAAGCCCCAAUCCACCCAAAACCUAGCACAAGCACAAAAUCGAGCAAUUUUUUUUAGAGCAGCACAGUAGCAAUAAAAAGCAGCGGUAAAGGGAAGAACCACUCGCACCCAGCAGCACCCCGCCGCCAUUCAUCACUUUAGUGCACGGCGUGCGAAGGGCUCGAGCUUAUUGCUCGAGGAAGCAGCAAAUUGGCGCCCACUCAGGAUUUCGUCUGCGGCCGCAACGGCGUGCGCAGCCGAGGUGUUUAUGUUGUGAACAACAUUGUUAUUCCAGAGCUGAAUGUUGUGACGCCGAAACGCCGUCGGUUCCAAAAGAAGCACGCUCGCUCCCACGCCCACAACCAUACAGAUCAGGAGCAUCAACAUCAGCAGCAGCAGCAGCGGCAGCAAGGCCAGCAGCCACAACAGCAACAACAGCAGCAACAACAGCAGCAACAACAGCAGCAGCAGCAGCAGCAAAUGGCACAUCCGACAUCACAUGAUCGCCGUCUCAAUGAGCUAGAUCACAAUGUGGAGCGUAUAUUCGAUGUGCGAAAGCGUCUUGGUAAGGGGGCUUAUGGCAUUGUUUGGAAGGCUACAGAUCGGCGACAGAAGGAAACUGUGGCUCUGAAGAAGAUAUUUGACGCCUUCCGCGAUGAGACUGAUGCACAGCGCACCUAUCGUGAAGUUAUAUUUUUGAGGGCAUUUCGCCAUCACCCAAAUAUUAUACGCAUGCUCGAUAUUUACAAGGCUGCCAAUAAUUUGGAUUUCUAUUUGGUUUUUGAAUUCAUGGAGAGUGAUUUACACAACGUAAUCAAGAAAGGUGAUAUACUGAAGGACAUACACAAGCGUUUUGUUAUGUAUCAGUUAAUUAAUGCCAUUAAGUAUAUGCACUCGGGCAAUGUUAUACAUAGGGAUCUUAAGCCAAGCAACAUACUCAUUGACAGUAAAUGCAGGCUAAAGGUUGCUGAUUUUGGGUUAGCGCGCACGCUGUCUUCUAAGCGUCGCAACGGGGACUUGGAAUCUAAGGAUGAGCUGGAAAAUCAGCCUGUAUUAACAGACUAUGUUGCCACACGUUGGUAUCGUGCACCAGAAAUACUGGUGGCCAGUCGCAAAUAUACAAAGGGCAUUGAUAUGUGGAGUCUGGGUUGUAUACUGGGCGAAAUGAUACGUCAGAAGCCGCUGUUCCAGGGCACCAGCACAGUUAAUCAGAUUGAGAAAAUUGUAAACGCCUUGCCGGACGUCACACCUCGAGACAUUGAGUCGAUUGGCGCCAGCUUCGGUUCUGUGCUUCUAAGCAAGAAAAUUAUACGCGACAGACGCUAUUCGCUGGACGAGAUGUUACGCAAUUGUUGCGAUGAUGCCAUGGGCCUAGUUAAGGCCCUACUCGUGCUAGAUCCAGACGCAAGACUCACGGCAAAGGCAGCCAUCGGGCAUCCGUAUGUAAAUAGAUUUCGCACUGCCUCAGCGGACAUGGAAAUGCGCGGCGAAGUCCAUCCACCGCUCCAGGAUGACACCCGCUAUGCGGUCGAGGCCUAUCGCAAGAGUCUCUACGACAUGAUAAGUGUGGAGCCACGUAUCGUGGUUCCAGGGCAGGAUACCAAUACUCGCUCUGGCAGCGUGGCACGCGUAAGAGCAACAAAAGAGGCGGGAACCGUAACAACACCAACACCACCUGCCAGCAAAGGGAAGGUGAUGGCGGUGGCAGAUGUCUCUGGAGCUGGAGUCCUACGCGCUUAUGCCGGCGGGACGACACACCCAAGGGUGCCAGACAACCACCCAUCGGGUGUGAACGCAUAUGGCGUCAGUACUAUUCGACGCAACUACACGCAAGCCUGGUCGGAGCAGCAUCACCACCAUCAUCGCAAUCACCAUCAACAUCAGCUGCAGCAGCAGCAACAACAGCAGCAUCAACCUGAGCUUUCACGUCAUAUGAACAGUGUCUUGCAAUAUCAGCAACAACAGCAACAGCCGCCGCAGCAGCAACAGCAGCCGCAUCGGCAUCAGGUGCGUGUGGGGACACCCGUACAACCGCCCGGACGUGCUACCCGUGGCACCAGCAUCGACAUACCAUUGGUUUCGCAGCCGCAGCCGCAGCCGCUUGUGGGACUGGGACGAGAAUUGGCCGCCGUGGCAGCCACAGCACCAUGCAGCACCACAAGUCUCUGGCAGGCACCGGUGGGUGUGCACCCACCGCCGACGCAGCUGCCACAGAUGCCACCGGUGCAACCGAAACAGCAGCUGCCUCAACCACAAGUGACGGCCGUAACUCUGUCGUGGCAACAACCAGCACCACAAUGGCCGGAACGUGUUAAGCUGAAUCGCCUGCCUUGUAAUUGUGUGGCGACUGAUGCACCCCCAGAGAGAGAGCGAGAACAGACUGCGGUAGUAGUAGGUGGGCCGGAAGGUGCCAGCAAAGCAGCAAACCCACGUCAUGCUGCUCCCAAUAAGACGGCACAACAGUCUGGCGAUACGCAGCAUAAGCGUCAACAGGCACGCGCCCAAUCGAAAUCAACCCAGAAGCGAACAGCAAACAGCUUGACGCACAAAUCGGUGGACAAGUCAAACGGUUUAUCUGAAAAGCAGCGCUCAAGCAAUCGACGUGGUCAACGACAGAAGGGUGGUGCUGCGACUGGUGGAGCAGGUGGCGAUGCGCCUCAGCCACAACGCACAGCAGUGCCAUCAGAUAAUGGUCCAUCUCGAUCGGUGGCGGUGGUUAAGAAGACGCAAGCAACUCAACUUUCUGCACCACUGCCACACAGUUUACAGCAACAUAUGCAACAUCUGUUGGCGCAAAACGAAACGUACGAUGCACACCAGCGCCAGCUGGAUAUUGAGCGUCUGAAGCGGCUGGAGGAGCAGUGCGAGAAGGAGAAGAAACAGGCUGAGCUCGACCAGAAGCUAAAGAUUUUGUCUCUAAAGGCGCAGGAGGCAAAAAAGGUGCCUGAAAUGAUAAUAGCGACGACAACGACGACAAUAGCGACACCACCGGAGCAGCAACUCCAGCGUCCGCAAGAGCAGGAGAAGGCCUUGACCAAAUCACGUGAGGAGGAUCAGCAGCAUAUGCGGCGCAUUGCCAUGGAGGCAUCACAGAACGCCCUCAGAUUGUUUAGCCAGCAAAUGCAGCUCCACCAACAGCAGCAACACCAAUUGUAUCAGCAACAGAAGCAGCAGCAACAGCUACAGCAGCAACAAUUGAAGCAACUCCAGCAGCCCCAACUAGAGCAGAACCCAAUCUUCUAUCGUCAGCAAAAGCAACAACAACAACAACAACAACAACAAGCAACAGGAACCAGUCUAGCCAGCUUCGCGCUGCCUCCCUGCAACUGCCCCGCCAACCAAUGCAUCGCCAGUGUGUCCUCAAUGGAUCCCAGUGCGCAGACCUGCUACAAGAGCCGCAUCAACUAUUUGGAGUCGGAGAUGGCCAAGUGUAAGCGUCAGCUGGUCAGCUAUGUUCAGGAUAAUCAGCAAUUGAUGAGCUAUCGCGGUGUUCGCUAUCAUUUGGAACAGCUACAGAAAACGGAUCAGUUCAGUGGGAUGUUCGACCUGGGAGGUGGGGGAGACAGAAAACCGACAGUGACAGAAAUGCCAGCUAAUGGGGCAGAGACGAAACAGCUCGCAUCCCCACAGAAUGACUCGGGGGUGUCGGGCAGCGAGAAUAGUGCCUCGCCUGUUGAUCGGAAGCCUUUUUUUGAUGGACUGAACACCCAGCAUAGCUAUGAGCUUUUUCGUUUGGAACAGAAUAAGCUGAAGAAGCUACAGCUUAAAGAGUUUCUCGCACGUGACGAGAGCAACGCCUUCGAGUUGCCCGAUCUCUGCAAUGUCUAUAAAGCCAGAAGCUAUCAUGAGUUUGAUCAAGAAGACGAUACUGCAUCGGAGGCACCCGGAACGUCAAGUGAUGCUCGAUGUUUGGUUGACGAUGGAACUUCUAGUUCAUGUUUUUAUCGCAGCGAUUCUAUGUGUCCAUUACGUGGUUCCAUUUAUUUUUCCGAUCGCUUAAGCGAGGACACAAAAACCGAAGCCGGCGCUCAGCCCCAAGCCAUCUACAGUUCACCCACAGCAGCUGAGCGCUAUUUACGUGAAUUAUGGGAUGACCUUACACCACGAAAUCCUCCAUUAAGGUCACCAAGACGUCCACAGCCAACGGGUGUCAAUGGACCGAGUCGAUUCCACACCCAGGAGGAAUGGCUACGUGUCUGCCAGAAUCCCAUCAACCCACGUCAGUCCGUUGUGCCAAUCCAACGCAUGCGUCCAGAGGAUAUACAGGAGGUUACUUUCUUUGGUGGAGACCUAUCCACCGCCUAUAAUGAGUUCCAGAAUAGCAACGAUCAGACUUAUUCAAAAUAAUGCAGCAACAUACGAGUACCAGUUUAAAAAAAAAAAGAGCAGCUAGUAUAGCAAAAUAUGUGCGCGUUAGCUUCGUUUAGAACAGAUAUCUAUUUAGGACCUAGUUAUAUUGUGUAGUUUAGAGAAAUGUUAGAUAUACAACUAGAUAGAUUUGUAGAGAAAAUAGUGCUAUAAAUACGAUAUGUAAAUUAAUCAAUUUAUUUCAUUGCUGAAUAAAAACUUAAGA
Messenger RNA from Scaptodrosophila lebanonensis, 5332 nucleotides. It is a transcript of the gene Erk7, whose product is annotated as extracellular signal-regulated kinase 7. Bases 1240 to 5106 code for a protein of 1288 amino acids. Gene Ontology annotation, cellular component: nucleus; cytoplasm. Lineage: Eukaryota; Metazoa; Arthropoda; Insecta; Diptera; Drosophilidae. The record is from RefSeq and is a predicted model, not a curated record. Gene Ontology annotation, molecular function: ATP binding; MAP kinase activity. The transcript has 9 exons. Gene Ontology annotation, biological process: intracellular signal transduction; protein phosphorylation.